AUGAAGGCGCAGCUGGACGGCCUGUCGGGGAGCUCGUCCUCCAGCGGCUCUCCGGGCGCGGCGGCGGGCGGGGGCGCGGGCGGGGGCGCGGGCGGGGGCGCGGGCGCGGGCGCGGGCGCGGGCGCGGGGCUGCGGCUGCUGUCGGCCAACGUGCGGCAGCUGCACCGGGCGCUGACGGCGCUGCUGAGCGAGGCGGAGCGCGAGCAGUUCACGCACUGCCUCAACGCCUACCACGCGCGCCGCAACGUGUUCGACCUGGUGCGCACCCUGCGCGUGCUGCUGGACAGCCCGGGCAAGCGGCGCCUGCUGCCGCUGCUGCGCCUGGUCAUCCCGCGCUCCGACCAGCUGCUCUUCGACCAGUACACGGCCGAGGGGCUCUACCUGCCCGCCGCCGCCGCCGCCGCCGCCGCCUCCUCCUCCUGCCGCCCGCCGGCCUGGGGCGGCCCCGACGGCGCGGGGCCCGGGGACGUGCGCCUGGUGAGCCUGCGGCGCGCCAGGGCCCACGAGGGCCUGGGCUUCAGCAUCCGCGGGGGCGCGGAGCACGGCGUGGGCAUCUACGUGUCGCUGGUGGAGCCGGGCUCCCUGGCCGAGAAGGAGGGGCUGCGGGUCGGGGACCAGAUUCUGCGCGUCAACGACAAGUCCCUGGCCCGGGUGACCCACGCCGAGGCGGUCAAGGCUCUGAAGGGCUCUAAGAAGCUGCUGUUGUCCGUGUACUCGGCAGGGCGCAUCCCUGGGGGCUACGUCACCAACCACAUCUACACCUGGGUGGACCCCCAGGGCCGCAGCAUCUCCCCGCCCUCAGGCCUGCCCCAGACCCACGGCAGCACCCUGAGGCAGCGCGAGGGUGACUCCAGGAGCACCCUGCACCUCCUGCAAGGCGGGGACGAGAAGAAGGUGAACCUGGUGCUGGGCGAGGGCCGCUCCCUGGGCCUCACGAUCCGCGGGGGAGCCGAGUACGGCCUGGGCAUUUACGUCACCGGUGUGGACGCGGGCUCAGAAGCAGAGAGCAGUGGGCUCAAGGUUGGGGACCAGAUCCUGGAGGUGAACGGGCGGAGCUUUCUCAACAUCCUGCAUGACGAGGCGGUCAGGCUGCUCAAGUCAUCCCAGCACCUCAUCCUGACGGUGAAGGACGUGGGGAGGCUGCCCCACGCCCGCACCACGGUGGAUGAGACCAAGUGGAUCGCCAGUUCCCGGAUCGAGGACGCCACCGCAAACACGGCAGGGUUCCCUGGGGAUCUUCCCACGGAAGGAACAAGCAAGCUGGGAUUGUGCAAGGGGCCGGCUGGCUCCCAGGUGACCCUGAGCAGCCUGGGCCACCAGACGCGUGUGCUGCUGGAGGAGCAGGCAAGGCACUUGCUGAACCCGCAGGAGCGCGCCACCAUGGCCUACUACCUGGAGGAGUACCGCGGCGGCAGCGUCUCCGUGGAGGCCCUGGUCAUGGCCCUGUUUGAGCUGUUCAACACCAACGCCAAGUUCUCGCUCCUGUCUGAAGUGAGGGGCACCAUCUCCCCCCAAGACCUGGACCGCUUCGACCACCUGGUGCUGAGACGGGAGAUCGAGUCCAUGAAGGCGCGCCAGCCCCCGGGCCCUGGGGCCGGGGACACCUACUCCGUGGUCUCCUACAGCGACACGGGCUCGUCCACAGGCAGCCACGGCACCUCCACCACCGUCAGCUCGGCCAGGGAGCGGCUGCUGUGGCUUAUAGACCUGAUGGAGAACACUCUGGACCUGGAGGAAACUGGUGAGGCUGUCCAGGGCAGUACGAACACCCUCCCAGACGUUUCCCUGGAUGAUGUCAAAGCCGGCUCCGGCUCCGAGGGGCUGCCCGGCUGCAAGCCGCCGCCUCCCCCGCCGCCCCUGGCCCAAGGCCACGGCCGCCCGCCCACCCAGCGGAGGAAGCCAGCGCAAGAGGACGUCCAGCCCCCUUCGUCCGCGUCCUCCCACUCGGGCAUCGUCUUCUCGGCCCCGAGGACCCACAGCCCACUGGCGGGCACCGCACCGGCCCCAGGCGCCCCGGCAGCCCCAGACCCGCCCUCCUCCCCCGUCUAUGCCUCUGUGUCCCCCGCCAACCCCGGCUCCAAGAGGCCGCUGGACGCGCACCUGGCCCUGGUCAACCAGCACCCCAUCGGCCCCUUCCCGCGUGUCCGGUCACCCCCGCACCUGAAGAGCCCCCCUGCAGAGGCCACGCCGGUGGGGGGAUGCCUCCCGCCGCCCUCCCCCUUGAGCCGGCCGGAUGUGACGGGCACGAACCAGCACUUUGUCAUGGUGGAGGUGCACCGGCCCGACAGCGAGCCCGACGUGAACGAAGUGAGGGCGCUGCCGCAGACGCGCGCAGCCUCCACACUGUCCCAGCUCUCGGACAGUGGGCAGACCCUGAGCGAGGACAGCGGUGUGGACGCCGGUGAGGCAGAGGCCAGCGCCCCGGGCCGAGGCAGACAGAUCGCCUCCACCAAGAGCAGGUGUAGCAAGGAGCCACCUCGGAACGAGAGGACUGCAGAGGGGGCCACCAAACCGCCUGGCCUCCUGGAGCCCACGUCCACCGUGGUCCGUGUGAAGAAAAGUGCAGCCACCCUGGGCAUUGCCAUCGAGGGUGGCGCCAACACCCGCCAGCCCCUGCCUCGGAUCGUCACGAUUCAGCGAGGCGGUUCGGCCCACAACUGUGGGCAGCUCAAGGUGGGCCACGUGAUCCUGGAAGUGAACGGGCUGACGCUCCGGGGCAAGGAGCAUCGGGAGGCGGCCCGCAUCAUUGCAGAGGCCUUCAAGACCAAGGAGAGAGACUACAUCGACUUUCUGGUCACGGAGUUCAACGUGAUGCUCUAGAGGCUGAGGCCUGGAGGCCCCCCACUGCUGCCCAGUCCCUGGCCCCGGUCCCUCCUCCCUCCCAGCACUAUAAGCUCCUCAAGGGCCGGGGCUGCGUAGCCAGGGUAGCAGGAAGACAUCCCCCCCACUCUUUCCUGGCACACCGGCCCAGAACCAGGAGAAGAAAGCCGGGUGAGGCACACAGAAGGUCAGGCUGGAGUCCGGUGCCAUGCCCGGGGUACGCAGUAGGCGCUCAGUACAAGCAUGGGUGUCGGGAAGGAGAGAAGGUCCACCGGAGGCCUGCCAGGGCCCGUUACCUGGGUUGGGGAGGGGGCACUGUGUCCCCCUCCCCCGCCAGCUAGGACCUGGCCCAUCCUCAGGUUAUCUGAGCCUUUAUCUGGAGUGAGGUCACAUGAGAAUUCGAGGACACAGCCCCCAGCCAGGGGGGCAUCUUGCAGGACCUUUAGUGCCACAAAUAAGCAUCAAGCAACUCCCCCCUCCAUUCUCACCUCCUCUCCUCCUGGCUCCUUAUCCCCCUAUAGUAUUUAUUAUUUAUUUCCCUCUCCUCACCCCUGGGGACCCCAAGACCCCAGGUUCCCAGCCCUGCCCCCAGCCUAUCCCAGAGGCCUUGCAGGUGACCAGCGAUGUCAGCGUAUUUAUAUACAGAGCUUAUGACUUUAAUUUUUCAAUAAAGAAAUCUGAACAAGGUUGA
Messenger RNA from Canis lupus familiaris (dog), 3511 nucleotides. RefSeq names its product whirlin (gene WHRN). The record is from RefSeq and is a predicted model, not a curated record. NCBI's taxonomy places the organism in Eukaryota, Metazoa, Chordata, Mammalia, Carnivora, Canidae. Bases 1 to 2820 code for a protein of 939 amino acids. Gene Ontology annotation, molecular function: protein binding. Gene Ontology annotation, cellular component: stereocilia ankle link complex; cilium; stereocilium tip. The transcript is spliced from 13 exons. Gene Ontology annotation, biological process: sensory perception of sound; auditory receptor cell stereocilium organization.